UUUAUUUUAUUGACAAUAGGAAUCAGUCAAACCCGGCUUAAAAAACUGUCCAGCUCAACCUCAUUUUUAUUUUAUCGACAAUAGGAAUCAGUCAAACCCAGUUUAAAAAACUGUCCACCUCAACCUCAUUUUUAUUUUAUUGACAAUAGGAAUCAGUCAAACCUGGCUUAAAAAACUGUCCACCUCAACCUCAUUUUUAUUUUAUUGACAAUAGGAACGGCAGACCUUUUUACUUAGGUUUUAAUAUGGCAGCCAAGUUCAAUAAAGGAGACAAGGUAUUUGCUAAGAUAAAAGGUUAUCCUUACUGGUCUGCCCGAGUUGUAAAUGUAUUUUGGACAGAAAAACAGCAAGCAAAAUACGAUGUAAAAUUCUUUGGAACCCAGGAGACGACUACUAUAAAGGAUAAUGAUGCUUGUCUGUACUUGGAAUACAAACACAUACACGGAAGACUAAGGACUGACAAUUUCAGAAAUAGCAAAUUCAAUAAAGCCUUGAAGGAAGCAGAGGAAAGUGAAGCAGCUGAAGCAAGUGACAUAAAUACACAAAAUGAAGAUUGCAACUACAAAAAAAGUGAUGUUCUAAGCAUGUCUGUAAAACAUCUUGAAGAGAGCUUAACAGAAGUAAACCUGUUAGAGAACUCAGAAAACGAAGAAGAAAAACUUACAUUGGCAGCUAAAAUUGGAACAGCACUGCUAGAGGAAAAUGAUUCACUGAAGAGACAAAAUUUUGAACUGGAAUCUAAGCUAACGAUUGCUGAGGAAAAAGCCGAGAACCUAGAAAGAGAACAAGAAAUAUCUGCCUCAAAAAUUGAAGAACUUCUAUGCCAAAUAGAAGAAUUACAUAAUAAUUCAAAGAAAGAAAAACAAAUACACUCAGACAUGCAGCGUAUGUUUUAAGAAAAUGACAGAAAACAAAAUCAAAUAAUAAACGAAUAUUUACUUAAAAUUGAAAACUUAGAAAAAAACAUCUUUGCUUUACAAAGAAACCUAAAAAAACAUAUAACAUCAGAAUCAGAUAAAGAAUCUCCAAGCUACACCAACUCUGAAACUCAAACUGUCCAAAAGGGAAAUGAACAAAACAUCAAUACUCUUACUCCUAUGCCUGACAACACAACCGUUUUUAUUGAGCUAGCUGAAGUAAAGCGAAACAACAUCUUCUGGAGGAAGAAAUUAAAACCUUAAAAAUCGAAAUAGCUGAAAGUAAAUCACAUUUAGUAGCAAAAUCAAAUAGCAAUACAACAUCCAGCACACUUUCAAAAAGCUACACAAAUACUGAUAAUAAAACAUGUAAACGGCCCCAACCUCUGAAUAAGAGCCAGCCCUCUAUCAAAAAUAGGAGAAAUCAAGAAUCAAGAAUAUUUUAUUGCCAUCCCACACAAACGAUGCAUUGACAAAGUCAUAGAGUUUAAAAUAUGUCCUUAAAACAUAUAUAAUAUACAAUAUACAAAUAAAAACACAUACACAAACCUUAACAUAGCCUACAUGGUACAGUUAUAUCCUUAAUGCUGAGCAUACAUGCAUGAACUACAUGAAAAUCCUAUUAUUACUUAUAUUGUAAAGAUACAUUUCUUCGAUAGAAUAGAAUGCAUUUUGCUUCAACCAUUUAGACACAGCUAUUUUAAAAUUAUUACAUGAAAUUUCCCUAACUUCUAAUGGUAACUUGUUAAAAAGCUUUAUGCCUAUAUACAGAUAACUAUUAUGGGUUUUGGCUAGCCUAGCAUGUUUUUGGUUGAUUGAGUCUUGGUUUCUUGUAUAAUGAGUAUGUAUUGAGCUUCUUAAGUCAAAUUGUUCUAAAUUUUCUUUUACAUAUAUCAAACUCUGCAAUACAAAAAUACAAGGGAGUGUAAGUAUAUCAUAUUCUAUAAAGUAAGGUUUACACGAGUCACUAUUGCUAAGAUUAAAAAUUUUUCGCACAGCCUUCUUUUGGCACAGAAAAACCUCUCUAGCUCCGCUGGAGCUACCCCAGAGAAGGGUACCAUAUGUAAGGUGGGAAUGAAAGAGGGCAAAAUAAGCCUUUAAAACCAAACUAGGACUAGUACAGGAUGUCAGUUUUUUUAACAAAAAGAUCACUCUCGAUAACCGAGUACAUAAGGCAUCAGUAUGUGUUCUCCAGGUGAGCUUAGAAUCAAGAUAAAGACCUAGUAACUUCACAGACUUAUUCUCAGAGUUGGCACCUAGACUAAAUAUAACAUGCUCUGAUUUAUCCUCAUUAACAUAUAGGCUAUUUGCAGAAAACCAGAGAUGUGAUCUCUCUCUCAUAUAAUUGAUCAUUACUAGAUUAAGUUGAGAAAGUCUAUUGGAGCACAUCAAGGUAGUGUCGUCUGCAUAAAGGACACACUUGUUGGGAAGAAAUUUUGGGAGGUCGUUAAUGAAAACAGUGAACAAAAAGGGACCCAGGACAGAGCCCUGGGGUACCCCCCUUGUCACCCUCUUGAGAUCAGACCUCUGGUCACUUAUUCUGACAUACUGGUACCUGUCAGAUAAAUAAGAAGUAAAGAGAGACAACUCAACACCUUCCAGCCCAUAGUGGUUUAGUUUUUCAAUAAGUUCUGAGUGAGGCACCACGUCAAAAGCUUUACUAAGAUCUAACAGUAAGGCACUAAUCUCUUCUUUACCUUCAAAGCCACCAAUGAUAUAGGAGACAAUGCUUUCAACUGCUUUGACAGUGGAGAGACUAUGUCUAAAUCCAUAUUGUUCAGAGGAAAGCAAGUGAUUGUACUCAAAAUAACAUUCAACCUGUUGUUUAAUUAGGCUUUCAAUUACCUUGGAUACUACAGGAACCAGCGCAAUCGGGCGGUAGUUGUUUACAUUAGACCUGUCACCCUUUUUGUAAAUUGGCACUGUUACAGUUGUCUUAAGGCAUUGUGGAAAAACACCAAUCCUGAGCAUCCAGUUAAUAAGUAUUGUUAAAGGAUAUAAAAUUUCACUUAAAACUUUCUUUAAGACAAAGUUUGAAAGUCCAAAAACAUCUUCUGAUUUUGAGUUACUAAGUUUAAGUACAGUGUUAUAAACAUCGACAGGGUAAACAUCAUUCCACUUAAAAGGUAAUGUCUGGGGAUUUCUUAUACCAGAAGAUUUCAAUAUUUCAAUAGCACUAGCAGUAUUCAGAUUGGCCCCAUUAUUAUUUACAUUACUACACACAUUAAUAAAAUAGUCAUUAAAAUCAUCAGCAGACAAUGGAAGCUUGGACAGAGAAAGACUUUUAGAUAACCGCCCAGAUUCAGCAUUGAUUACAUUCCAGGCAGCUUUGCAUGGGUUUGGAGAUUCCAAUAUGUAUCUAUCAUUUGCACUUCUUUUUGCAAUUUCAACCUGUUCUUUAUAAAAUUUCUUAAUUCUUUUAUGUCUUUCUAACAAAGUAGGAUUAUUUUUACUCACUUCAUAGCUAAUAUCCAGUAAUAACCUAAUUUUCUCUAAAAAAGGAGUGUACCAGUUUUUAUUUCUACAUCUAAGUUUUCCUUCAGAUCUAGUUUUAGUCAUUAAAGGACAACAAUCAUGAAAGUUGUGAGACAAAUGCUACAAAAAGGAAUUAAAAGCAUUGUCAAGGUCAUCAGCACCUAAAAUCACAUUUGACCAGUUGCUAUUAGUUAACCUACACUUAAAUCUAUUAAUAUUUACAUCGUUCAGCACCCUAUAGCUGUAUGUUGUUUUUUCACUCACGUUUGGCGGUGAGGGACCUGCAGCAAGAAAUUUAGUCUUUAACAGCAGGCCAAGAUGAUCCGAGAGAUGAGGCUGUACAGUUCUACAAGUGUAAUCAGUUGGGUGAAGAUUGGAGAUGAAGUUAUCCAGGCAGGACUCAAGACGAGUUGGUUGUAGAUUCACACAGAAGCAGUCAUAUCACUUCAGCAUCUCACUACAAGUGGUCAAGAGUAAGUCAGAACAAAACCCCCCAAACCAGCCAGAAAACACAAAUAAAAUAACACCCAUUCCCAAUAUAGGAAAAAUAUCAGGAUACAAAACUUUAACAGAAAAGCUUAUUCCCAAAGAGAGAAUUCCGCCAAUGACAGCUAAGAUACGCGCUGACAAUGAGAGUGUGGAAGACUUUUAUGUGAAAAACAUAGACUAUUACAAAGAGGUAAUCCACAAACAAAGCUCUUCAGUCUUGCCUUAUCAGACUGUUCAUCAAGACCCUGGAUGUACUUCCCUACCAGCACAAGACAACGACAGCUCAAACCCACAAGCACGGGAAGGA
Homalodisca vitripennis (glassy-winged sharpshooter) is the source of this 4188-nucleotide messenger RNA. RefSeq names its product hepatoma-derived growth factor-like. The transcript has a single exon. The coding region runs from base 246 to 896 and encodes 216 amino acids. Gene Ontology annotation, biological process: regulation of transcription by RNA polymerase II. Gene Ontology annotation, molecular function: transcription coregulator activity; double-stranded DNA binding. The record is from RefSeq and is a predicted model, not a curated record. Gene Ontology annotation, cellular component: nucleus. Lineage: Eukaryota; Metazoa; Arthropoda; Insecta; Hemiptera; Cicadellidae.